Messenger RNA from Aspergillus bombycis, 4053 nucleotides. RefSeq names its product mRNA-binding translational repressor SSD1 (gene ssdA). Gene Ontology annotation, molecular function: 3'-5'-RNA exonuclease activity; RNA binding. The transcript has 6 exons. Gene Ontology annotation, cellular component: exosome (RNase complex); P-body. The coding region runs from base 1 to 4053 and encodes 1350 amino acids. The record is from RefSeq and is a predicted model, not a curated record. Lineage: Eukaryota; Fungi; Ascomycota; Eurotiomycetes; Eurotiales; Aspergillaceae. Gene Ontology annotation, biological process: mRNA catabolic process.
AUGGAUCAACAGGGUCAAUCCGGAGUUCCCGGCCCCGCUGGUCGCAAGCUUCAUAUAGCUCAUCGGAGGAGUCCAUCAGAGCUAACUCCCCUCAUGAUGGAACAAUUAGCGAUUCAGCAGCAAAUUGAGCUACUUCAACAGCAACAACAACAAAUCGCUGCUACUCAUCAACAGUAUGUUAACAUGGGACUCCUACAGCCUCAACAGUUGGGUCAGGUUUCAGCGUUCUCUCCUUCACUUCAAGGGGGUGCGUCUAUGGGCGGAGUCUCCCCUCAGAUCAAUUCCUUCCAAUUCCCCCAAAUUGCCCAGCAACAGCUUGGUGUUCCAAUGAACAGCCCCGGCCAACACUCGCAUCGCCGCAACCAGUCCGCCCUCCCUGGCUUGGGCAUGGGACCCCCUCCAGCCCCGUCCUCCGGGGCUUCAGGGUAUUCUGACUACAACCAGCAGCAGGGCAACCAGCCGAAGAACGACAAUGGAGGUCACGGUCGUGGUCGAGGGGGGCCUCCGGGUGGCGGCCACCAGCGACGUCACUCGCUUGCCCUGCCUGAAGCUAAAAAGGCCGCAGAACUCGCUCAGCAGAAAAGAACAGCGUCUGGGUUCCAGUUCCCAGCCCCCGGUGCUGGAACUGAGUCAUCCGAUAAUGCAGCAGGUUCUGACGACAAGUCUACUGCUUCUACGGCACCGGGCCCUCAGGGCCUGGGUCUUCACCGGGCCGGCAACAUUCGAGCUGGCGGUCAUGGUCGGAGCCAAUCUAUGGCUGUGGGCAGCAACCGAGGCUCACUUUCUGGCCGCGGUGCUGGUGGAUUCCAAUUUCCUCCAUCGAACGAGUCAGAAAACCCACGCCGUGGAAGCGGUCAUGCUCGUACUUCAUCUAGGAACUUCGAUGGCAACUGGCGCCAACCAAACAAUCAGAAUCAGGGUCAGGAUCAGCAGAAGAGUUUCGGACAACAGGGCAGUGGUUUCCAGCCUGGCCACCGUGCACGUGCAUCGAUGAAUCAGUCCAUCGGCUCUAUUGGAUCGUUCCAGUAUCCUGGACAGCCACAGCUCAUCCAGUUACCUCAGGGACAGGUUGUCAUGGCCCCGCCGCAGAUGUUUGGCGGCGGUCAGCAGCUGAACCCGUUGCAGCUUGCACAGCUUCAAGCACUUCAGCAAAAUGGCCAGCUUAACGGUCAAGGACUUGGUCUUCAGGCUAGCCAGCACGCCCCUCCUCAGUUGUCUGCCCAGCAGCAGCAACAGCAGCAACAACAACAGCGGAAGACAUUAUUCACCCCAUACCUACCUCAGGCUAACCUGCCCGCUUUGUUGAGCAAUGGCCAACUUGUGGCCGGUAUCCUGCGGGUCAACAAGAAAAAUCGGUCUGAUGCGUAUGUCACAAGUCCUGAUUUGGAUGCUGAUAUCUUCAUCUGUGGCAGCAAAGACAGAAACCGUGCACUUGAGGGUGAUUACGUGGCCAUUGAACUCCUGGAUGUGGAUGAGGUCUGGUCGCAGAAGAGAGAAAAAGAAGAGAAGAAGAAGCGCAAAGACAUUACAGAUGCUAGAGCUGGUAGCAACGCUGGAACUGAUAAGCUCUCCCGUUCUGAUUCUGGCGCAAAUGGAGACCGCCAGGAGAACGAUGAUGUCGAAGUGGAGGGCCAAAGUCUGCUCUUGGUCGAGGAAGACGAGAUCAGCGAUGAACAGAAGCCGCUAUUCGCGGGCCAUGUUGUUGCUGUCAUUGAACGCAUCGCCGGACAGAUGUUUUCGGGCACCCUCGGACUCCUCCGUCCCAGUAGCCAGGCGACGAAGGAGAAACAAGAGGCUGAACGGCUGGCCAGAGACGGCCCCCACGGCCGUUCGCAACAUGAGCGCCAGCAGGAUAAACCGAAGAUUGUCUGGUUUAAGCCCACGGAUAAGCGUGUUCCCCUGAUUGCCAUCCCUACGGAACAGGCGCCCCGCGAUUUCGUCGAGAAGCACCAGGACUACGCCAACCGCAUCUUUGUUGCUUGCAUUAAGCGGUGGCCCAUCACAUCUUUGCAUCCUUUCGGAACCCUUGUUGAGCAGUUGGGUGAAAUGGGUGACUUGAAGGUCGAAACCGAGGCGCUCCUCCGUGACAACAACUUCGGAUCUGAUGAGUUUUCUGAUGCUGUCCUCAAGAGUAUUGGGUGGGAGGAUUGGUCCGUUUCUAGCCAGGGUGAGACUCUCCUCGCCUCUCGGCGAGAUUUCCGUCAAGAAACGACCUUCAGCAUCGUUCCCAGUGGCACCAAGGAGCUCGAGAAUGCUUACCAUUUCAAGCCUCUUGGAGACGGUAAAGUGGAAAUUGGAAUUCAUGUCACCGACAUUGCUCACUUCGUGAAGGGCAAUUCUCUAGUUGACCGCGAGGCAAAGAAACGAGGCACUGCUGUCUAUCUCGUCGACCGACUAGUCAACAUGCUGCCGCGGCGCAUCUCCACCGAGCUCUGCUCUUUGCUUCCUGGAGAGGACCGCCUCACAGUCAGUGUCGUGCUAAAGGCUAAUCCGGAGACGGGUGCUAUUGACGACGAUGUUUGGAUCGGCAAGGGCAUUAUCAAGAGUGCUGGCAGACUGAGCUAUGAGGAGGUUGACGCCGUGGUUCAGGGAGCUGCGGAUCUCUCUGUGCCUGAAAUAAAGGCUGACACCCUUCGAGCACUAUAUGCCAUGGCCUCCAAAUUCCGCGAAGCGAGAUUCGGCAACCGUGUCGCGCGUAUACCUCCUCUGCGACUGCUCCAUCAGAUGGAUGAUGAGAACGUCCCCGUUGAAUACAAUAUCUUCAACUCCUCUCCUGUGCGGGACAUCGUGGAGGAAUUGAGUCACAAAGCAGACUUUUUCGUUGCUCGUAAAUUGGUGGCUGCUUUGCCUGAAAAGGCAUUCCUCCGUCGCCAGCCAUCGCCUAAUGUGCGUCGCCUCCACUCGUUCAUUGAUCGGAUGAACAGGCUUGGAUUUGCCUUGGACUCGACAAGCAGUGGUACCUUGCAGAGCAGUCUUUGCAAGGUUCAGGACGAUGAUUUGCGCAAGGGCAUGGAAACACUCUUUGUUAAGGCUAUGCAGCGUGCCAAAUACUAUGUCGCCGGCAGCGUUCAAGACGAGCAGCGUCAUCACUACACUCUCAACCUGCCAGUUUACACUCAUUUUACCAACCCAUCUCGCCGUUAUGCGGAUAUCAUUGUUCAUCGCCAAUUGGAAUCCAUUCUGUCUAACGGUGCUGUUGAGUUCUCUGACGAUAUUGAGACCCUAAACAAGGCUGCGGACGUCUGCAACAACAAGAAGGACUCCGCGCACAAUGCUCAGGAGCAAAGUGUUCACAUCGAAGCGUGCCGCAACAUGGACAAGAAGAGACAGGAGAUUGGCGGUGACCUCAUCAGUGAGGGUAUUGUCCUUUGCGUCUAUGAGUCCGCUUUUGAUGUCCUCAUUCCGGAGUUUGGCUUUGAGAAGCGUGUCCACUGUGACCAAUUGCCCUUGAAGAAGGCCGAGUUCCGCAAAGACUCCCGUGUCUUGGAACUCUACUGGGAGAAGGGUGUCCCGUCCUCCGCAUACAUCCCUGAGGAUGAACGUCCAAAGCCCGCCAACUCCCGGGCUGCCCAGGCUGCUGCAGCUGCACGUGAGGCAGAAGCUGCGAGAGAGCGUGCUCGUGAGAGGGAGGAGGCUAUGCGAAAGCAGACUGAGACCGGAACUAUCUCCACCAACGACGUGGAUGCCCUGUUCGACGAUGAUGACGAUGACGUCUCCGAGGUCACUGAGAUGGCUGCAGGCGUUUCAUUGAACUCAUCUGCUGAUCGCUCGACCCAGAGCAUGCCGCCUUCCCCUACUCGCAAUGGUCAUCUUCAGCAGUCGCCCCACAGAACCCGUUCUGAUCCCAAGAUUGCAACGCUCAGUGGCGAUGCCCCCGAGGCGAAACUGACCAACAAGGAGAAGUACCUACAGCUCUUCAAGCUCAGGGAAGAGGACGGCGAGUAUAUCCAAGAUGUCACUGAGAUGACCCGGGUCCCCAUCAUCCUGAAGACCGAUUUGUCCAAGAGCCCUCCUUGUCUCACUAUUCGUUCUGUGAACCCCUACGCUCUGUAG